Messenger RNA from Xenopus tropicalis (tropical clawed frog), 3177 nucleotides. RefSeq names its product NADPH oxidase 4 (gene nox4). Lineage: Eukaryota; Metazoa; Chordata; Amphibia; Anura; Pipidae. Gene Ontology annotation, cellular component: cell periphery; plasma membrane; perinuclear region of cytoplasm. The record is from RefSeq and is a predicted model, not a curated record. The coding region runs from base 431 to 2182 and encodes 583 amino acids. Gene Ontology annotation, biological process: superoxide metabolic process. The transcript is spliced from 18 exons. Gene Ontology annotation, molecular function: NAD(P)H oxidase H2O2-forming activity; oxidoreductase activity; superoxide-generating NADPH oxidase activity.
CCUCUAUGUAAAACAAUGUCUCACUAGAAAGUUUAGGCAGGAAUCCAGUGAUGGGAUAAUGAUGAUGAGCUUGUGUUUUUUUUUAUAACCCCCUCCACCCCCCAAAUCAUAGACUAAGGCUAGGGCUGUGCAGGAGAUCUCACUAAAAUGCCCCUUGACUCCCUGCCUUGGCUGCAGCCUGUGCUGCCCCUUCCAGGGCUGGAAUUGAAGCGUUAGCUCUGCACAAACUUCCCCAACUUGCUUUGUGUGGAGUCACCAAGGGGGGCUCUGCUGACAUUCCUCCCCUGGGCAGCCUGUCCCAGGUCAUUAAGCACUGCUGGGAAUAUAUAUAUAUAUAGCCAUGGAGAGCAGAGAGGAGAAGGCAGGAAGCUAAGGACACUGCUCUCAGCCAUUUGUGGAAUUCUCUGCUGCCGGAUAGAGUUACUGUACAAUGGCUUUGCCCUGCGCCAGCUGGCUGUCUAAUGAAGCCCUGAAGCACCUCUUCCUGCUUUCCUGGCUGGCUCUCAACAUUGGGCUGUUCUAUAAAACCUUUACGGUGUAUUACAGCGGACCCCAGUAUUUUUAUUUACACCAGAUGUUGGGGUUAGGAUUGUGUGUGAGCAGAGCCUCCGCGUCCGUCCUCAACCUCAACUGCAGCCUGGUACUCCUGCCAAUGUGCCGCACCGUCAUUGGCCUGCUCCGGGGGCCCAAAAUGGUUCUGAGCAGGAAAACCAGGCGGAUGUUGGACAAACACAAAACAUUCCAUGCCGCUUGCGGCUUAGCAAUAUGUUUAUUUUCAGCCGUCCAUGUUGGAGCGCAUGUCCUGAAUGCUGUGAACUUUUCAGUAAAUUACAACCAUGAAUUCCCUUCAAUAAAUGUUGCGCGUUACAAGAAUGAGGAUCCGAGAAAAAUAAUCUUCACUUCGGUUCCUGGAGUGACCGGGGUCCUCAUGGUGUUGAUUUUGUUUCUGAUGUGCACAGCUUCUACGUCUUCCAUCAGGACGGCAAAUUAUGGCAUCUUUUUGCACACACACAACCUUUUCUUCAUCUUCUACCUGUUGCUGCUGCUUCAUGCUUGUGCAGGCGUUCUGAAAUACCAGAGUAAUUUGGAGGAGCACCCUCCCGGCUGCCUCUAUCUGAACAGAAGUGCGCAGGGCGAGGUUCCUGGGGCGGCAGCUGAUGGGGGAGAGUUUCCUGGCAGGGCAGCGAGGGCGCUGAUGGGAAGUUUUUUCUCCCAUGAGGAUAUGUCCGUUCAUAAUAACUCGGAGAAAAUAUGCACCAAGGGACCGACAUUUCGGCCGCAUUUCCCAGAGACGUGGCUAUGGAUAUCCGGCCCCUUGUGCUUAUACUGCGCAGAAAGGUUGUACCGAUAUAUCAGAAGCAGCAAACCCGUCACCAUCGUGGCUGUAAUUACGCAUCCUUGUGAUGUUGUUGAAAUCCGUAUGGUUAAAGAGAAAUUCAGUGCAAGGCCUGGCCAGUACAUCACCCUGCUGUGUCCAAGUGUCUCUGCUCUGGAAACCCAUCCAUUUACUCUCACAAUGUGUCCUACAGAGUCGAAGGCAACAUUCGCAAUUCACAUUAAAGUGGUGGGAGACUGGACGGAAAGAUUUUAUGAGUUGCUGGAAUCCCAUCUCACUGCCGGCACAGAAAUACUCCCAAAAUGUCAGCAAAGAAAACACCCAAAGAUAUAUGUGGAUGGGCCGUUUGGAAGCCCCUCGGAAGAAGUUUUCAAUUACCAAAUCAGCCUGUGUAUUGCUGGGGGCAUCGGUGUAACUCCAUUUGCUUCUGUACUCAACCGGCUGCUAGAUUCCUGGGAUGGCUGCAAACUGCAGAGACUGUACUUCGUGUGGGUUUGCAGAGACAUCCAUUCCUUUCUCUGGUUCGCAGAUCUCUUGUGCUUGUUGCACAGAAAGCUUUGGCAGGAAAAUCGACCCGACUACUUGAAUAUCCAACUGUACCUCAGCCAGACCAAUGGAAUUCAGAAUAUAAUUGGCGAAAAAUAUCAAGCUUUGAACUCGCGGCUUUCCAUCGGACGCCCCCAGUGGAAACUUUUGUUUGAGGAGGUAGCCAAGUCAAGCAGAGGGAAAACAGUUGGCGUUUUCUGUUGUGGCCCGAAAGGAAUAUCCAAAGAACUUCAUAAACUGUGCAACAGCGCUAAUCAGUACGGGACGACGUUUGAAUAUAAUAAAGAAUCAUUCACUUAGAAGCCAACAAGGAUGAGAUGAUACAACAGUAACCAAAUAUGAAACGGCCCCAAAUACUAGAACCUUCGUCUCUACAUCUUACAGGGAACUGAAUAUACCGCGAUGCACAAUCUGGCCCAACUGUGACAAUGUUGUUCUCUUUGGGCAGCUUGAUAGGAUUACCGUGAAGGAAAAUGAAUGAACCUGAAGAUACUGCGUCUACGCGUUUUGAACCUUUUUUCAAAAAUUUUUUGUAGAGUCUCUACACAAAAGGAGCGUCACUCAACACAAAAUAGGUGGGAUGUGCCUGGAUGUGUCAUAGGUGGAUCUGGUUGAGUUGGGGGUGGAUCUGGUUGAGUUGGGGGUGGAUAUGGUUGAGUAGUGGGUGGAUCUGGUUGAGUUGUGGGCGGAUCUGGUUAAGUUGUGGGCAGAUCUGGUUGAGUUGGGGGUGGAUCUGGUUGAGUUAGGGGUGGAUCUGGUUGAGUUGGGGGUGGAUCUGGUUGAGUAGUGGGUGGAUCUGGUUGAGUUGGGGUGGAUCUGGUUGAGUUGUGGGUGGAUCUGGUUGAGUUGUGGGUGGAUCUGGUUAAGUUGUGGGCGGAUCUGGUUGAGUUGUGGGUGGUUCUACGUGUUAUUCAGGCCAAUUGGGAGAAGCAAAUGUUGACAUUCCAGAAAACUUCAACUCCCAUAAUUCCACUAACCCAGACGGUGAUAGAUCAGCAAAAUCUGGAACACUUGGUAUUACCUCUUUCUACUUAAUCAUUGGGAACAUAUAAUUUCUAUUUUAUUCAAGGGAAUACAAUGUGCUGUGUUAGAGCAUCGAUAUAUAUAUACACUGUAUAUCUGUAAAACAUUCCAUACCAUCAAGUCUUCAAUGCAGUCAUGGCUAGAAAAUCACAUUUUGGACAUAAUUUGAUGAAAAAAUCAAUACCUAAGGUUAAUUUCCAGAUUCUGACAGUUUCCAAUAUGGACACUUGUUCUGCCAUCACAUUAAAUAUAUAUAUAUAUAUAUAUCUUUA